This is a messenger RNA of Triticum aestivum (bread wheat), 1696 nucleotides long. RefSeq names its product protein PHOX1-like. The coding region runs from base 164 to 1696 and encodes 510 amino acids. The transcript is spliced from 5 exons. NCBI's taxonomy places the organism in Eukaryota, Viridiplantae, Streptophyta, Magnoliopsida, Poales, Poaceae. The record is from RefSeq and is a predicted model, not a curated record. Gene Ontology annotation, molecular function: protein binding.
UUCCUCUGCUCCACUCCUUUGAUUUGGCAUGCAUGCAGCAAUCUGGGGCACAAGGGCCGGAGUCUCGCAUAAUUUGAGGCAGAGCAAAGACACUGAUUGUUUGAGGAGGAGAAGAGAGAUCGACCGAGACUAAGCUAAUCAACCGGCCGGUGCAACUCACACGAUGAGCAGCGAACAGGAACACCCGGAGACGUCGGAGCUGGAGGAGGAGGCGGAGAAGGACGAGGACGCCGCCAUCGUGGAGCUGGUGACGGAGCUGAAGCAGGAAGGCACGACGCUGUUCCGGCUGCGGGACUACGACGGCGCGGCGUUCAAGUUCGACGAGGCGAUCCGGCUGUCCCCUCGGGCCCCGCGCGCGUACAACGAGAACGACAUCGCCUCCCUCCACAGCAACGUGGCGGCGUGCUACAUGCACAUGAACGCGCACCGCCCCGAGGACGACUACCACUACCACCAGGCCAUCGACCGGUGCAACAUGGCCCUGGACGCGUCGCCGAGGUACACCAAGGCGCUCCUGAAGCGGGCGCGCUGCUUCGAGGCGCUGGACCGGCUGGACCUGGCCUGCGUCGACGUGCAGGAGGUGCUGACCCUAGAGCCCAACAACGCGGUCGCGCUGGAGCUCCUCGAGAACCUCCGGGAGGAGAUGGAGGAGAAGAAGUUCCUGCUGGAGCAGGAGGCCCGGUCGCUGGACGACCUCAUCAAGGUCAUCUCCGCCAGCGAGAAGGUGGCCAAGCAGUUCAGCUGUACCAUCGCUACCGCCGCAGACCCUGCUAAGAAGGCCGUUUCGACGGAGACGGAUGAUCAGGACGCGGAGGCGAUAUUGAUCCACGGUGACGGUGAGCAGGACGACGAGCAGGCGAGCUACGACGACAAUGACGGGGAAGAAGCACCGAGUGGCCAGACGGAGGAGGAGGCGCAUGUAGGCGAUCAGAGUGGGCAGAACAAGCAGGAAGACGGAGACAACGCAGAGCAUGGCUCUGGAGCGACGAGAUGCGUGGAGCUUUUUCUCGGAGAAGAAGGGGAUGUCAGGAGGAUUGCGCUGCUUCCACAGGAUGGCGGUCUGGCUCAGUUGAUGGACAUAGCUCGGAGCAAGUUCCCCGACCUCAAGGAAUUGUCUGUUAAUUUCAAGGACGACCGGGGUGACUUGGUAACGGUCGACUCGACUACGGACCAGAGCGCAUGGUUCGAUGAAGCGAAUUCCCGGUCCCAAGGGCCACUUCGGUUGUACGUAACCGAAGACAACGACGGUCUCACCCUGGACGUCAUUGUUCGUCCAAUUAAGAUAGGGUACCUUGUCACCUUCGAGUUGGCGACUCCCACCAUCCUAAAGGUGACCGCCUUCAAUGAUGAGGACGUCGAGGAGUCCAGACGGAAUGACAGGGAAAAUGUGACUAACCCAAUCCACAAUGAAGAAUAUGGUGGUAAUUCGGAGAUUCCGAAAGGAGCGCUUGAUGGGAAGCCUAUAGACGUCCACGGUGGCCAAAAGGAGGCACUACACGCAUUGCAAAGCCGCUACUACUACAAGGUGGCUGAUGGAAAGAACAAUGAAACUUCCCGUGCUGAACUGGAAAAUUUCAGCCAGUGGGUGCUUGAUUUAGGAAAUGGAGCUCUACCUGCAGGUUUUAUCUACGUUGUGCCUAUGAGUGCGCUGGUCGGAGAGGACAUAAGCAAACUACAUGCAGAACAUGGUUUUUAG